Molecule: messenger RNA, 1167 nt
Organism: Thlaspi arvense
Lineage: Eukaryota; Viridiplantae; Streptophyta; Magnoliopsida; Brassicales; Brassicaceae
Source: the annotation of a GenBank genome assembly
AUGCGUCCACGUGGGGCAUCUACGUCUUCCUCGGACACUGUAAUAACUUCCGUUUUCACUUCAGAUCGAUCUCAAAAUUUUGAUCGCAAAUCAGGCGGAGAAAACAAUAGGCGGCGUGCGGCGAUGGAAGCUCACGGCUCCGGUCUCCGGCGAGUUCUGUUGUUGUCGUUCUGUGUCGCCGGGAUCUGGGCCGCUUACAUUUACCAAGGCGUUCUCCAGGAGACCCUAAAUGUAGCUGUUAAGAAGCUGAAAUUUCUAUCAAAGGACUCAAAUUUUCCGUUUGAAAUCAGGUCGACGAAGAAAUUUGGGGAAGAUGGGAAGAGAUUUGAGCAUCUUGCAUUUCUGAACUUGGCUCAGAAUCUGUGGUCCAAUGGAGGUAGUGGUGGAGCACCAUGGUGGACAUACUGGAGUGCUGGCAUUACUAAUACAAUUGGUCCUGCCAUGGGCAUUGAAGCUCUCAAGUAUAUCAGUUACCCAGCUCAGCUAAACCGUCUCCGAGUUAUGCUGAUGGGUUCCUUAGUUUAUGGCAUAAGAUACAGUUUGCCUGAGUAUCUCUGCACCUUUCUUGUUGCGGGAGGAGUCUCCAUGUUUGCCCUUCUUAAGACAAGCUCGAAGACCAUCAGCAAGUUAGCAAAUCCGAAUGCCCCACUUGGUUACGGGCUUUGCUUCUUGAACCUUGCGUUUGAUGGAUUCACAAACGCUACCCAGGAUUCCAUUACCGCAAGUGAGUGUAAUCAAUCGCCGUACAUGGAUACAUACAGGUACCCCAAAACUAACGCAUGGGACAUAAUGUUGGGAAUGAAUUUGUGGGGGACCAUAUACAACAUGGUCUACAUGUUUGGGUUGCCACACGGGAGCGGAUUCGAAGCUGUGCAGUUCUGCAAGCAACACCCUGAGGCAGCAUGGGACAUUCUUAUGUACUGUCUAUGCGGCGCCGUGGGCCAAAACUUCAUCUUCUUGACAAUAAGCAGAUUCGGUUCUCUAGCUAACACGACCAUAACCACCACACGCAAGUUUGUAAGCAUCGUGGUUUCCUCAGUUCUGAGCGGGAACCCAUUGUCCUCCAAACAAUGGGGAUGUGUGUCGAUGGUGUUUGGUGGCUUGUCUUACCAAAUUUACCUGAAAUGGAGGAAGCUGCAGAGAGUGCAGAAGAAGAAAAAGACUUGA